AGAUAUUUCUGUGAUAAUUUUUUCUUUAUCCAUAUUACGUGUAAUCGUUAGUUAUCAAUUAUGAUAGAGAAGCGUGAUAACAAUUUAAAAUAUCUAUAAUUGUUAAAAUAUAUACGCCCGUUGUGCGAUAUGGUUAACGAAAUAGUUAAAAUCAUAUGCUAUCGAUUGAGAGUCUGAUUGGUUAAGCCAGUAUUUAAUGCAAGCAUGGCCGCUUUGCCGUCACCUACGCAGGUGGCUGGAAGCCAUAGCGCAAUCUAUGAAGCUUAUUAUAAUCAGGUGGAUCCAAAUGGAUUUGGACAAAUUGAAGCAAUGGAUGCUGCAAGAUUUCUUAAGAAAUCUCAGCUUAGUGAUGUUAUUCUAAGUAAAAUAUGGGAUAUGGCUGAUCCACAAUCACGUGGUUUCUUAGAUAAAUCUGGCCUCUUUGUUGCUUUGAAAUUAUGCGCACUAGCUCAGACAGGAAAAGACUUAAAUAUGUCUAAUUUAAGUCUUGAAUUGCCACCACCAAAAAUGGGAGAUAUUCCAAUUCCACAAAAGACUAUCACUAAUGCUCUGCCAGUAAUAACAUCUGUCAAUAAUGGAGAUUGGUCAAUUAAUCCUACAGAACGGGCAAAAUAUGAUCAACUUUUUGAUAGUUUACAGCCAUCCAAUGGAUAUAUAUCUGGACAUAAAGUAAAAGGUGUUCUUAUGGAUAGCAAACUUCCAUUAGAUACUCUUGGAAAAAUUUGGGAUUUGGCAGAUAUGGACAAGGAUGGUAUGCUGGAUAGACAUGAAUUUGUAGUUGCUAUGCAUCUUGUAUAUAAAGCAUUGGAAAAAUAUGCGAUACCAAAUGUACUUCCACCAGAAUUAAUGCCACUUGGUAAAAGAAAAGAUAUAAUUCCUAAGGCUAAAUCUCCUAUACCAAUAAGUGUAGUAGCUAUAGCAUCACCGUCAUCGAAACCACCACCAAUUCCACCUUUGCCAAAUACAACGGUUGCAAAGAAUUUAACUGGAUUAGAUGUAGUAAAAACAAACAUGCAUCAAUGGGUCGUUUCAAUUGAAGAUCAAAUAAUCGCGGAGAAACUAUUUUUACAAGCUGACAUGGAUAGGGAUGGAUUUGUUUCUGGUUUAGAAAUUAAAGAUGUCUUCUUACAAAGUGGACUUCCACAUCCUGUAUUAGCACAUAUAUGGAGUUUAUGUGAUACUUGUCAAAAUGGAAAAUUGAAUAAGGAACAAUUUGCCUUAGCUAUGUGGUUCAUUAAGCAAAAACUUAAUGGCAUAGACCCUCCAGCAAAUUUAACAUCUGAAAUGAUACCACCUUCUAUGAGAAAAGUUGGAGAAACUAUUGUGGAAAACAAUAAUAUAUCAGGUUAUUCAAAUCCAGAGCUAGAUAUGAUAAGUAAAGACAUAGCAGAACUUGUACGUGAAAGACAAAACAUGGAACAAGAUAUAGCCCAAAAAGAAGCAGAUAUUAAAAUAAAAAAUGGAGAAAUUAAGAGCCUUCAAAGCGAAUUGGACACUCUUGCGGCAACUUUGAAACAGCUCGGAAAUCAAAAGGGUGAGGCGCAGAAGAGAUUAAACGAUUUAAAAGCGCAGAAGACUGAAGUAGAUAGAGAUUUGAGUGAAAUCGAAGAGAAGAUACAGGAAGAACUGAAAAAGGUUGAUAAACUUCGUCAACAAGCUGAAGAACAGGAAUCAGUUUUAAAAAUUCAAGAGGAUGAACUGAAUCUCAAGAGACAAGAACUUGAGGGAUUGCGACAAGAGGAACAGCAAUUGGAACAGCAGCAGAAUAAAAACAGGGACCAACUAAAUGAGCUCACCAAAAAAUUACAAGAUACUCAAUUAGAAAUUUGUCAAGCAAAAGCAAAGAUUACACAUCUGCAAGAGCAACAACGUCAAAUGAGCGAUGUCAUUGCACUUUAUGAUUCCGCCCUUGCCGCGGGAAAUGUUGAUCUUGUACCUGAUACUAGUCUACAAUUUAUACCCGAAAUCGAAGAUAUAGAAUAUGAAACAAAAAAUACCAACGAAACAAAGGAAACGAAAGUGGAUACUUUUUCUGAUGGGAUUGCUACUUUAGAUGAAUUUGAAGAACAAGAUCUUUUUGCAACGAAUAAAGCCAAAGAAGCAUUUAGCACACCGGUAUCUGAUCCAUUUGGAAAUGCAUUCUCUGCGCAGCCAUCUAAUGGUAAUUUUACAACAGAUCCUUUUACCGCUUUUGACAAUACCAAUACAAUAACUAAGCAAGAUCCUUUUGAUCCAUUUGAUAAUGGAAAACAGGACGAAAACAAAACUUCUACAAUUGCGACAUCAAACGCGAAGGAUCCAUUCGGUGAUGAUCCUUUUGCAAAUCUUCAUGCUCCACCGCGUCCUGAAAGCCCUAGUCCUGCUCUUCCACCGAAGAAGGCGAAACAACCACCUCCACGACCUGCUCCACCACGACCAAGUCAAGGUCCUACUGGUCCAUUAAGAGCAGCACCGGCUCCUCCAACGCCUUCACCUACACCGGAUCCAUUUACAAAUGUAAAUUCAGAUCCAUUUAGUGUUCAACAAACGACGAUCGAUAACAAUAAUACUUUCGCAUCUUCGACUGGAUUUGCUGAUUUCACCAAUUUUGAUUCUAAGCCAGAACCAGCGGCUUAUCGGACUGCAUCAUCGAGACUGACAAAUAAAACGCACAUAAUGUCGGGACAACUGAAGCUGUCGGAUUUCACGGAGGAUCCUUUCCGGGACUAUCGUUACGAGGACCUUUUCAAUAUAACGGACCCAUUUGCCGAUGAGACAGAGGACUUGAAUGCGAAUAAGAACAACGGCGCGGACAGAAUGGAAAAUCUUUUUGAUUUCGGGACAACAUCCACUUUCUCGGAUAAAAAUGCUUUAUCGGUUAAAACGUUCGACAACGAUUUCACGAGCACUUUUCCGCACAUUAAAACAAAAGUCGAGAAGAGCAAUAUAAAUAAAUUCAAUGUCGAUUUCGGAAAAGCAUUUUCUGUCGAUAACAAAAACACUAGAGGUAUUGAAACUGACUUUGCCAAAGUCAAGACGAGAACGAUUGAUCUCGAUGAAGCAUUUUCGAUUAAAAACGCAAAAACUAUCACGAAGCAUGAAUCAGAUGUAGUACAGACUUCAAAGUAUAAUACUUGUAACGAUGAGAAGCUAACGAAUAAUUUCGGCAAGAUGUGGAAUGGUAAUAACGUAACUAACUUGUCGGAAGAAGAGCAAUUAGCUUGGGCAGAGAAACAAAGUAUAAAAGCGGAAGAGGAAAGGCUCAAACUUAAAGAAAAGGAAGACGCCGAAUUAGCUCUAGCUAUUGAACUGAGUCGACAAGGGAAAUCAGAAAAUGUUUGAAAUUUAAUCAGUAUGCUAUUUUUUUGUAUUGGUAUCACUCAUAAAAAUUCGUUAAAUUGCAUGAUAAAAUUUUACAUUUCAUAAUAUAUAAAAGUAUUGUUUAAGCUUACAUGUAUUUUCAUCACAUAUAGAAACGAAAUGUAGAAUGCAAGUUAUCAGACAAUAACGUCGGAUACAAACAUUUCAAAAUAUCCAAAAAAAGAAAGAA
This is a messenger RNA of Camponotus floridanus (Florida carpenter ant), 3529 nucleotides long. It is a transcript of the gene Eps-15, whose product is annotated as epidermal growth factor receptor substrate 15-like 1. Bases 205 to 3321 code for a protein of 1038 amino acids. NCBI's taxonomy places the organism in Eukaryota, Metazoa, Arthropoda, Insecta, Hymenoptera, Formicidae. The record is from RefSeq and is a predicted model, not a curated record. Gene Ontology annotation, cellular component: clathrin coat of coated pit; plasma membrane; cytoplasm. The transcript is spliced from 14 exons. Gene Ontology annotation, biological process: endocytosis; endosomal transport. Gene Ontology annotation, molecular function: calcium ion binding; cadherin binding.